AUGGACUAUGUGGAUAGCAAAGCGGUCUCCGGCAACGGCGACAGCAGAUUCGGUCCUGAUGACUCGCCCCCAGACGAAUACACCACGCUUCUUCCCAACUCUCUCCGGAGACGGACACCAGAUGGCGGGCACGACGAUGAGAUAAGUGGGAUCGCGGAGCCUAAACCAGUUCUAGUCGAGUUCUGGAAGCUGUUGCAGGAUGCCGUGCCUGUCAUCGUGGCUUAUAUGCUCCAAAUGAGUCUACAAACUGUCACUGUGAUUGUCGUCGGUCGGUCAUCUCCAGAGAACCUCGCGACGAGCGCAUUUUCUCUGAUGUUUGCGAUGGCCACGGGAGGAAUUAUUGCGCUCGGGGGAACCACGGCUUUGGAUACUCUUGCCUCGUCCACUUUUACCGGUAGUGUGGAUAAACAUGCCCCCGGGGUCCUCCUGCAACGCGCCUUCUUUAUUCUGGGCCUCUACUACAUCCCGGUUGCUCUUGUCUGGACCUAUUCGGAUCCUAUAUUUCGGGCAUUGGGACAGGAUCCUGAGCUAUCCUACCAAAGCUCUCGGUUUUUGACUGUUCUCAUCCCUGGCGGACUCGGCUAUAUCUAUUUUGAAGUCAUGAAAAAGUACCUUCAAGCACAAGGCAUAAUGAGAGCUGGAACCUAUGUCCUUGCUAUUACCUCCCCUCUCAAUGCUGGAUUAUGCUACCUUUUUUGCUAUACCUUCAAGAUUGGGAUGCUCGGGGCCCCUAUCGCGGCCAGUAUAUCCUACUGGGUAUCAUUCAUACUUCUUGUUCUGUACAGCCGCUUCGUCGACGGGUCUGAAUGCUGGGGAGGAUGGUCUCGAUCAGCCUUCCAAAACUUAGGGACUUUCGCCAGGCUGGCUCUCCUGGGUAUCCUCCACAUCGGAACUGAGUGGUGGGCAUUUGAAAUCGUCGCUCUUGUAGCCGGCAAUCUAGGAAGGAUCUCCUUGGCUGCUCAGAGUGUCAUUAUGACUGCCGACCAAAUCCUCAACACCAUACCCUUCGGUCUUGGCGUCGCCACUUCAUCCAGAGUCGGCAAUAAACUAGGGAAACGUGACGCAAGAGGUGUUUACUACACAGCUCAUAUGUCUGCCCUUCUCUCUGUCUCAUUUGGCAUCAUCGUCUUGGCUAUUCUCAUGGGCUCACGAAACCAUUUUGCCAAGAUCUUCAAUGAUGAUCCGAGGGUGGUGGAAUUGACUUCGAAGAUCAUGCCCUUUGUGGCCUUGUUUCAAAUUGCGGACGGAAUCAAUGGAAGCUGUGGUGGUACUCUCCGAGGCAUGGGACGACAGCAUUUAGGUGCCGCUGUCAACAUCAUCAGCUACUACUGCUUUGCCCUCCCGCUGGGUAUCUAUCUUGCCUUCCAUGGCUGGGGACUCGCAGGUCUCUGGAUGGGCAACUGCUUGGCACUCUGGUGUGCAGGGCUUUUAGAGUGGAUGAUCGUCUCCUUGACUGAUUGGCAGGAGGAAGUACGAAAAGCAUUCAACCGCAUGGAUGGCUGUGAUAGCCCAGAAGUUUGA
Molecule: messenger RNA, 1521 nt
Organism: Penicillium argentinense
Lineage: Eukaryota; Fungi; Ascomycota; Eurotiomycetes; Eurotiales; Aspergillaceae
Product: MATE family efflux transporter
Exons: 2
Coding region: 1-1521 (506 amino acids)
Biological process (GO): xenobiotic detoxification by transmembrane export across the plasma membrane
Cellular component (GO): membrane
Molecular function (GO): antiporter activity; xenobiotic transmembrane transporter activity
Source: RefSeq, a predicted model, not a curated record